UGUUUUUCGCAUUUUCCAAUUUAUUUAACGAUUGUGGGCUGAAUAGCAUUCUCGCAUGCUAUUUUUGGCUAUUUUGAUUUGUUGCUGUUCACAAGAUACGAAUCUUCCUCCAAUGCUACAGCGCUGCAUUGGAGUCAUCAUAAGGCAUGUUUAUGCUCGCCUGUCUGGUGGCUGUGGCCGCUGCUGCGCCACAGCAGGUCUUUGACGAGUUCGGCAACGUUGUGGUGGAGCAGUUCAGUCUGCCCAAGAUCCGGCUGAUUUCACAGCGGUUUGUACAGGACGGUCGAGGCAACUACGAGUACGGAUACGAACAAGACAACGGACAGAAGGUGGAGGAGGUGGGUCGCAGCUUCCCGGGACCCGAGCCGGGGACGGGUAGCAUCAGCAAGGACGGCAGCUUUGAAUUUAUUUCGCCCGAGGGUCUGAAGUUCCGUGUCGACUACCAGGCCGAUGAGGGCGGCUUCAAGCCAGUGGGCGACCACCUGCCCGUGCCGCCGACGCAGCUCCCGGAGUACGCCCAGCUGCGGGCCCAGAACCCAGAGCUCUUCAUCCCAUCCCCGUAGAGGCCCUGGCAGCGUUUCCGGGAGGGAUGUUCGGGGCAGCAUGAAGGCUCGCGAGACGCCUUGCAUCGGGACCAGUCACCAACACCUGUGUCGUCAGCGUUUUGUGCUCCGACUCGCAUGCCACCCAAGCUCUGCUUAAUGGCUGCGAAAGCCUGUCUGUGAAUGUCUCCUGUCCCGUGACGAGUCGUUGUGCGCCGAAGGCAAGCAUCGCAUUAUGUGUGAUAGAAGUGGGUUUGAGUUCCCGAAAUUUAGUUCGCAGUGCAACUGUAAUAAACUGGCCGUGUUUCCUUUA
Messenger RNA from Pollicipes pollicipes, 855 nucleotides. RefSeq names its product endocuticle structural glycoprotein SgAbd-4. The transcript has 3 exons. Gene Ontology annotation, cellular component: chitin-based extracellular matrix. Gene Ontology annotation, molecular function: structural constituent of chitin-based larval cuticle. The record is from RefSeq and is a predicted model, not a curated record. The coding region runs from base 147 to 563 and encodes 138 amino acids. NCBI's taxonomy places the organism in Eukaryota, Metazoa, Arthropoda, Thecostraca, Pollicipedomorpha, Pollicipedidae.